UCUUGAGCCACACUUCAUGUUUCGUUGCACAAAUCAAAGUCUAAAAUCUCAAGCUCGGAGUUUCGGAUAUACGUAUAUCUACGAUUGGUAAAAAAAUGAAGAUUAUUGCAUUUUCUUUCCUUGUUAUUUCGGCUUAUCAAUUUUCAUCAGUCGAUGGAACUUACUACAAAGAGAAGUUUGAUUCUUUUAUAAAGACCUCCGCAUUCAGCUAUUAUGAGAAGAAAAUCCGACCGAUCGCCGACCAGUCACAAGCCCUGGACGUUCAAAUCGCGUACAGCGCUGUGUCCAUUAACGGACUGGACGCUGCAGGUGGGGUUCUGGACAUCGUGGGAAUACUGACCGCCACAUGGCAAAAUGAUUUACUCAUCUUCAACACCUCCACCGACUGGAACGGACUGGAAGGACUCUUGUUUCCGCAAGAUAAAUUUUGGCGUCCCACAUUAGUACUGGACAACUCGGCAACAUCUCUGACUGAGGUGGGUGACAGUUCCUAUCGCAUUAGAAUCGAUGCUAACGGAAAACAUGAAUGGGUCAUUGGACUAGUGGCUUCAUCAGCCUGCUCUGUCGACGUCACAAACUUUCCAUUCGAUAGCCACUCUUGUGAACUUAUUUUCACUCCAUGGGGAACAACAAGCUCGGAAGUGACGUUAUCACCCAACGUAACAACUGUAGAUCGAACCCAUUAUUCGGAGAACGUCGAGUGGACAUUUGUAUCCUCGUCCAUUACAUCCAGCAUAGAGAACAACGCGUCAUACCUGACAAUAACCAUAGACUUGAAGAGAAACCCGGGUUAUUUCUUCGUGAACCUGAUAAUGCCAAUAACCGUGGUUGCAUUGCUCAACAUUCUGGUUUUCCUGCUGCCAUCGGAGUGUGGGGAGAGGGUUGGAUAUGCCGUGACAAUAUUUCUGACUUUUGCAGUUUACCUGGACAUCAUUACGGCCACACUACCCAAGUCCACCGAUUCUACCGCCAAACUAUCGAAUUACCUGAUAUCAAUGGUGAUUCUCGGGGCGUUGACAAGUUUGAUGAUUAUAGUGUCGUUGAACGUGUACCACAGGGAUGAGGAGGCGCCGAUACCGCCGUGGCUAGUCAAACUAUCGACCUGUCUGCAUUGUAAAUGUGGAAAAGGGGAAACAAAACUAUCCUCUGUUGCUCCAUCCCGAGCUUCAAGUCCAAAUCCCAAACUGAGAAACAUGAUCAGUCCCAGAGCGAUAAACAUCGGCAUUGGAUCGCGGCGUAACUCUUUUGAGGUGGAAUUGCAAAAGCUCGAUGGCGGCAAAAGACAGGUUCCCUUGGCCUAUCACGACAAGACUCCAAUGAUGAACUACGCUAACGAGAGCGUCUAUGGUGAUGACGAGGAGGAAGAAAUAGACGUGGACUGGCAUUACGUCUCCACGUCGCUGGACUACCUCUUCUGUUUCAUCACCUUCUGGGUCACCCUGGGCCUGACCUGCUUCUUCAUUGUUCCAUUGGCACUUGUGUGAUCUCUCGUGCAAUUACUGUACUAUACUUAAAUAUCAAACUAAAAUUCUUGAAGAAAAAUUGUAUGCUUGAAAUGAAAAUGAUAUUAUACCGGUAAAAUAUGAAAUAAAACAUGUG
Magallana angulata is the source of this 1599-nucleotide messenger RNA. Its product is annotated as neuronal acetylcholine receptor subunit alpha-6-like. Gene Ontology annotation, biological process: chemical synaptic transmission; signal transduction; monoatomic ion transmembrane transport. The record is from RefSeq and is a predicted model, not a curated record. Gene Ontology annotation, cellular component: membrane; neuron projection; synapse. Gene Ontology annotation, molecular function: neurotransmitter receptor activity; transmembrane signaling receptor activity; extracellular ligand-gated monoatomic ion channel activity. The transcript has a single exon. NCBI's taxonomy places the organism in Eukaryota, Metazoa, Mollusca, Bivalvia, Ostreida, Ostreidae. Bases 96 to 1484 code for a protein of 462 amino acids.